AUGGUGCCAGUGGUACCAGAUGGCGCUACAGUGGCACUUGUUAUGGUAAUGGAAGUGUCACGCUGGGUGGCACUGGUGCACCGCCCCCUCAGCGCCGUAUCCUCAGCACCGCCCCCUCAGCGCCGUAUCAUCAGCACGCCCCCUCAGCGCCGUAUCCUCAGCACCGCGCAGCCCCCUCAGCGCCGUAUCAGCACCCCUCAGCACCGCCCCCUAAGCGCCGUAUCCUCAGCACCCCCCCUCAGCGCCGUAUCAUCAGCACCGCCCCUCAGCACCGCCCCUCAGCGCCGUAUCCUCAGCACCGCCCCCUCAGCGCCGUAUCCUCAGCACUCAGCGCCGUAUCCUCAGCACCGCCGCCUCAGCGCCGUAUCCUCAGCACCGCCCCCGCCCCUCAGCGCCGUAUCCAGCAUCAGCGCCGUAUCCUCAGCAACUAUCCUCAGCACCGCCCCUCAGCGCCGUAUCCUCAGCACCGCCCCCUCAGCGCCGUAUCCUCAGCACCGCCCCCUCAGCGCCGUAUCUCAGGCACCGCACCCUCAGCGCCGUAUCCUCAGCACCCCCCCUCAGCGCCGUAUCCUCAGCACCGCCCCCUCAGCGCCGUAUCCUCAACACCGCCCUCAGCGCCGUAUCCUUAGCACCGUAUCAUCAGCGCCGUAUCCUCAGCUCAGCACCUUAUCUCAGCACCGCCCUCCGCGCCGUAUCCUCAGCACCGCCCUCAGCUCAGCGCCGUAUCCUCAGCACCGCCCCCUCAAGCCGUAUUCUCAGCACGCACCGCACCCUCAGCGCUGUAUCCUCAGCACCGCCCCCUCAGCUAUCCUCAGCGCCCCUCAGCGCCGUAUCCUCAGCACAGCGCCGUAUCCUCUCAGCACCGCCCCCUCAGCCCUCAGCAUCUCUCAGCACCGCCCCUCAGCGCCGUAUCCUCAGCACCGCCUCAGCACCGCCCCCUCAGGCCGUAUCCUCAGCACCGCCCCCUCAGCGCCGUAUCCUCAGCACCGCACCCUCAGCGCCGUAUCCUCAGCACCGCCCCUCCGCGCCGUAUCCUCAGUGCACCCUCAGCACCGCCCAGCACCGUAUCCUCAGCACCGCCCCCUCAGCGCCGUAUCCUCAGCACCGCCCCCUCAGCGCCGCCUCAGCACCGCCCCCUCAGCGCCGUAUCCUCAGCACCGCCCCCUCAGCGCCUAUCCUCAGCACCGCCCCCUCAGCGCCGUAUCCUCAGCACUCAGCACCGCUCCCUCAGCGCCGUAUCCUCAGCACGCAUCCUCAGCACCGCCCCUCAGCGCCGAAGCACCCGUCAGCGCCGUAUCCUCAGCACCGCCCCCUCCGCGCAUCCUCAGCAGUGCACCCUCAGCACCGUAUCUCAGCACCGCACCUCAGCGUCGUAUCCUCAGCACCGCCCUCAGCGCCCGUCCCUCAGCACCGCCCCCUCAGCGCCGCAUCCCUCAGCAUCCUCAGCACCGCCCCUUCAGCGCGCCGUAUCCUCAGCACCGCUCAGCACCGCUCAGCCGUAUCCAGCACCGCCCCCUCAGCGCCUACCUCAGCACCGCACCCUCAGCGGCUCAUCCUCGCGCCGUACCUCGCACAGCCCCUCAGCGCCGCACCUCAGCACCGCCCCCUCAGCCCGUACUCAGCACGCACCCUCAGCACCCCCCCUCAGCGCCUACCCUCAGACCGCCGCCGUACCUCAGCACCCCCCUCAACUCAGCACCGCCCCCUCAGCACGCACCCUCACGCACGUACCUCACACCGCACCCUCAGCGCCGUACCCUCAGCACCGCCCCCCUCAGCACGUACCUCAGCACGGCACCCUCAGCACCGCCCCCUCAGCGCCGUACCCAUCAGCACCCCAGCCGUACCGCAGCAUCCGCCCCUCAGCGCCGUACCUCAGCACCGCACCCCUCAGCGCCGUACCCUCAGCACCGCCCCUCAGCACGCCCCUCAGCGCCUCAGCACGGCACCCUCAGGCCGUACCAGCCCGCACCCUCAGCGCCGUACCUCAACACCGCACCCUCAGCACCGUACCUCAGCACCGCAUCCGCAGCGGCCGUACCUCAGCACGCACCCUCAGCACCGCCCCCUCAGUGCCGUACCCUCAGCACCGCCCCUCAGUGCGCCUCAGCACCGCACCUCAGCGCUGUACCUCAGCAUGGCACCCUCAGCGCCGUACCCUCAGCACCGCCCCCUCAGCACGGCACCCUCAGCGCCGUACCCUCAGCACCGCACCUCAGCGCCGUAUCCUCAGCACCGCCCCUUAGCGCCAUAUCCUCAGCGCCGUACCUCCACCCCCCCUUCAGCCGUACCCUCAAGCACGGCACCCUCAACACCGCCCCUCAGCGCCGCAUCACAGCAACCCCAGCGCCGCAAUCAGCGCCGUACGGCACCCUCAGCACCGCCCCCUCAGCGCCGCACCCUCAGCACGGCACCCAGCACGGCACCCUCAGCGCACCCUCAGCGCCGUACCCUCACCACCGCAUCCUCACCGCCGUACGUCAGCGCCGUUCCCUCAGCACAGCACCCUCAGCGCCGCGCCGUACCCUCAGCACCGGCACCUCAGCGCCGUACCCUCAAGCACACCCUCAACCCUCAGCACCGCCCCCUCAGCGCCGUACCUCAACACCGCAUCUUCAGCGCCGUACCUCAGCACGGCUCCCUCAGCGCCGUACCUCAGCACGGCACCCUCAGCACGGCAACGCCCUCAGCGACGCCCCCUCAGCACGGCACCCUCAGCACCGCCCCCUCAGCGCCGUACCUCAGCACGGCCCUCAGCCCCUCCCUCAGCACGCCCUCAGCGCCCAACCCCUCAGCGCCGUACCCUCAGCACCGCCCUCUCAGUGCCGUACCCUCAGCACGGCACCCUCAGCUCCGCCCCCUCAGCACGGCACCCUCAGCACCGCCCCCUCAGUGCCGCACCCUCAGCUCCGCCCCCUUAGGACGGGCACCCUCUGCUCCGCCCCCUCAGCACCGCCCCCUCACACGGCACCCUCAAGCAACCGCCCCCUCAGCACCGAGCACCGCCCCUCAGCACGCACCCUCAAGCAGCCCCCUCAGCGCCUUACUCAAAACGGCACCCUGGGAGGCGCCGUCUAUCCUCAGCACGGCACCCCUGAGCGCCGCACCCUCAGCACCGCUCCUCAGCGCCGUACCUCAAGCACCGCACCCUCAGCGCCGUACCCUCAGCACAGCCCCCUCGAGGGCCGUACCCUCAGCACGGCACCCUCAGCUCCGCCCCUCAGAGCGCCCUUAGACUCCGCCCCCUCACACCAGCACCGCAGCGGCGUACCUCAGCACGUACCUAACACCCCCCUCAGCGCCGUACACUCAGCACCGCCCCCUCAGCGCCGUACCUCAACACCGCAUCCUCAGCGCCCGUACCUCAGCAGCGGCUCCCUCAGCACUGCCCCCUCAGCACGGCACCCUCAGCGCCGUACCUCAGCACCGCAUCCUCAGCGCCGUACCUCAGCACGGGCACCCUCAGCGCCGCCCCUCAGCAGCACCGCCCCCUCAGCGCGCCGUACUUCAGCACCGCCCCCUCAGCGCCACACCCUCAGCACCGCCACCCUCAGCGCCGUACCUCGACCACCGCCCCUCAGCGCACGUCAGCACUCAGCACCGCCCCCUCAGCGCCCCCUCCCAACCGCCCCCUCAGCGCCGUACCUCAGCACCGCCCCUCAGCGCCGUACCUCAGCACCGCCCACCUCAGCGCCGUACCCUCAGCACCGAGCGCCGCCUACCUCAGCACGGCACCCUGAGCGCCGCAAUCCUCAGUACGGGCACCUGAGCGCCGCACCUCAGCACCGCAUAGCGCCUCAGCACCGCCCCCUCAGCGGCGCGUACCUCAGCACCGCCCCCAAGGCCGCCCUCAGCGCCGUACCUCAGCACGGCACCUCAGCGCCGCAGCACGGCCCCCUCAGCGCCUACCUCAGCACCGCACCUCAGCGCCCCUCGGCACCGUCAGCCCCAGCACCUCAGCAGCGCACAGCACCUCUCAGCGCCACCGCACCGCCCUCAGCGCCGUACCCUCAUCACCGCACCUCCAGCACCGCACCCUCAGCGCCGCAGGAUCAACCGUGGGCCGAAGGAAGCUGGGUGAGUCAUCCAGGACAAGGCAAGCAGGCCCUGUCGCCAUUAUCUAGUCCCUUAGUUAAAGGAGAACGCCCAGCCUGCCGCCGUUGUGUGAACGUCAGUCGCCGCCGCUCACGAUCCGCUCUCCACUCGCCCCUCCACGCUCCGGCUCUCGUGGAUGGCGCCCUUUAA
Messenger RNA from Penaeus vannamei (Pacific white shrimp), 4245 nucleotides. Lineage: Eukaryota; Metazoa; Arthropoda; Malacostraca; Decapoda; Penaeidae. The record is from RefSeq and is a predicted model, not a curated record.